CGUAUCGUCAUCACUGUUCGACCAACAUACAAAUUCCCGUGCCGUCAGUGUUAUGCGUUGUUAUGGAGCUUGGGCAAAGUUUGGGUAAGCCAUCAGCUCCAUACAGUGACACGGAUACCCCAGUCACUCCUUACAUGACUCAUGUGAAUGUGUAAUGCGCUGGAAUGGAGCUUGCAACGCCUGGUAUUUAACAUGUUUAGCGCUGUUCUUUCUUGAUUUACAGACGUACCCGGUUUUGUAACUACGCUUUUUGUUUGAAAAUGGCGUCUGAAAUUGACACAGGACUUCCUCCUCCGCUGGAAGACAUGACUCACUUGUUGCAGCAGCUUCAUCCAGACAGCCCCCUGACAUCACCGCCUCACUCCUCAUCUCAUCACCAGAAACGUGUGGAUAACACAGUUCAGCCUGCAGCAUCAACAAGGACUGAUGAGCCAUCCGAAAGAAAACCUAGUGUCUCCACAAGCAAGGAAAAGUGUUCAGCUGCCAGAGGGGGUUUUGGCGGGCUCAAGAAAGGCUUCCUGUUCGGCAGCUCUCCGUCUUCAACACAUACUACUAAACACAAGUCAGUGUCAGAGGAAGAUAAAAUGCCAUUUGUUCAAAAGAACAACUCUCAAACAAAUUCCUUACAUCUACCUGAGCUGGAGCAAGCAAUGAAACCAACACACCCAUUAUUUGACAACAAAGAUUUUGUUACAGAUUCAUUAUUGGAGAAAGUCUCUAAAAAUAAGGUUCUGUCUAAACACCUAGCUGAUCCUACAUUCUCCCAAGCCAUCACAGAGUUUCAGACCAAUCCACAGGCAGCUCUCGUCAAAUACCAACACAACAAGGAAAUCCAACUUGUUUUCAAGGAAUUCUGUGCAUUGAUGGGUAAUCAUUUCUCAGAGCUUGGUGCAGAUGGAUCUCAGUCUCAGCAGCAGCAGCAGCAGCCCUGUGAUGAGGACAUGCAACGAAUGCAGCAGAUCCUGGCCAAUGACCAAGUACGGGAGAUCCUCAUGGACUCCAAAAUUCAAACCCUUCUCACACUUCUGAAAACUGAUACUCAAAAAGCACAGAGAUUUGUUCACGAAGGUGGUUUGGACAUGAAAGUCAAGAUCAACAAAUUGAUUGAUGUAGGACUUCUUCAAAUGGAGCCUUUUUGAUAUUAAUGUACUGUUUGAAAUAUGUGAUAUAUAUAUUGUUUUUUCCAAAUCACUCUUUCUGUAAUGAUGCUUUAUGCUUUUGUUUUAGGUAGCGUGAUAACAAAUGCAACAAUUUUAGAUUCUUUCGGGUGAUCAGAAUUGAUACUAAACGCCUAGGUCUUUAUCCUUAAGUAUUCCUUUAAUACUUGGUGCAAUAAUGUUCCAGUAAAAAACAAUUGGAUCGUUAAACUUUGUAGAUAGAUUCUGCACAACACUUGUCACAAGGUUGACAUUUCUGUGGCUUUUAGGGCUGCACCAGUUGGACUUGCAGGAACUGAAGGAUUUGUAAAUGACUUUGAAGCAGCAGAUUGAUGUGUUUGUGUUUGUAUAUAGAACAGCUAACAUUGUCUGUCUCGGACUCCUUCCUGUUGUAUCAACAACACCAGGCUGAUCUGUGAACCAGUGUUAUAAUAAUCAUCACAUAAAGUGUAUCAACAACACAAAGCUGAUCUGUGAACCAGUGUUAUCACCAUCACAUAAGGUGUAUCAACAACACAAAGCUGAUCUUUGAACCAGUGUUAUCAUCACAUAAAGUGUAUCAACAACACCAGGCUGAUCUGUGAACCAGUGUUAUAAUUAUGAUCACAUAAAGUGUAUCAACAACACAAAGCUGAUCUGUGAACCAGUGUUAUCAUCAUCACAUAAAGUGUAUCAACAACACCAGGCUGAUAUGUGAACCAGUUAUCACCAUCACAUAAAGUGUAUCAACAACACCAGGCUGAUCUGUGAACCAGUGUUAUCAUCAUCACAUAAAGUGUAUCAACAACACACGGCUGAUCUGUGAACCAGUGUUAUCAUCAUCACAUAAAGUGUAUCAACAACACCAGGCUGAUCUGUGAACCAGUGUUAUCAUCAUCACAUAAAGUGUAUCAACAACACCAGGCUGAUCUGUGAACCAGUGUUAUAAUCAUCACAUAAGGUGUAUCAACAACACAAGAUUGGAAUGGUGUUUUGUUCACUGAGAGUCCAGAUUUCAUCUGGGCAGCUCCGAUGGCAGGGCAAGGGUCUACAGACUGCUAUAGAUGAAGGGAAUGCUGACACGUGCGUUGUUCAACGUCGACCGUUUGGUGGCGGUAGCGUUAAGGUAUCUCAUGGUCGGACACAACUUGUCAUUGUCAAUGGUAAUCUGACCGGUCUGUGAUACACAUUGGGCCUCACGUGCAGCCGUUCUUUCAAGAGAGGUAACUUACGCUUAAGCAAGAUAUUGCCCGUCCACAUGUCGCUCGUGUUGUGGCGUAUUUCCAGAGACAGACGAACUUUCCGGUAUUAUCUGGCUAGUUGCUUCUCCGGGCCUGUCCCCUGUCGAGCACGCUUGGGGUGAAAUGGAGAGACAUUUACGUCAAGCCCAAAAUCAGCAUUAAGAAAGGGUACAACGUCAAAUAAUACACUUUAUUAAAGUAAUAUAUAUAUGAAAUCCUCCUUUAAA
This is a messenger RNA of Haliotis rubra (blacklip abalone), 2604 nucleotides long. RefSeq lists its product as uncharacterized. Lineage: Eukaryota; Metazoa; Mollusca; Gastropoda; Lepetellida; Haliotidae. The transcript is spliced from 7 exons. The record is from RefSeq and is a predicted model, not a curated record. The coding region runs from base 261 to 1139 and encodes 292 amino acids.